AUGACGGCAGAAGCUGGCCACGGUAAAUGGCAGCCAAACGGUGGCCAGGCGAUCUCGGCCCAACUGUCGGCUGUGUACCACAAUGUAAUCGAGUUAGUGCAUAGUGCUACUGAAAGCGGCGAAGAACUCGCCAUAAACACGACCAGCCGUUCCCGAAGCUCGUCAUGGAGUAGUGAGGCGAGUGUUGAUGCCACGUCGUGGAACGGCGGGGCUCCUCAGCCUGCGAACGAGCACGAGAAAGACGAGGUAGACUCCAUGGCCAAGCUGAAAGAGCGACUGCAGCUGGCGGAGAAGAUCAACUCAAGGCUGGAACAGCUGUAUCAAAAGUAUAGACUUCGUUGGUUGGAGGAAAGCUAUCGGGCAAGGGUAUUGGAGGAAUACGCACCGGAAGGAGUCAGCACUUACCCUCCACAUCAGAUCUCAUGGAAUGCUCCCUCUCCUGCUCAAAGUGAUACAAACGUACCUCAUCAUAGAGGUGGAACCCGCAAGAUAGGCGAAGCCCGCGAGCACGAAUUUUGCAUCAGUAUGGGCGAUUGGUAA
Suillus fuscotomentosus is the source of this 540-nucleotide messenger RNA. RefSeq lists its product as uncharacterized. The coding region runs from base 1 to 540 and encodes 179 amino acids. The transcript is spliced from 3 exons. Lineage: Eukaryota; Fungi; Basidiomycota; Agaricomycetes; Boletales; Suillaceae. The record is from RefSeq and is a predicted model, not a curated record.